UUCACAAAAACUACUUUGCAACAAAUAAAUAUCAUUUUUUUCUUAUCCAUGUGUUUAAAAUUGAAUUGCAUGUGUAAUACACAAUCGCCAGACGAUAUAAAGUUAUCUAGAUCUAUCUACUGAAAGAGGUGCAAUUACAGCUAAGGUACAAGAUGUCUCUCUCUGGUGGUUCAGGCGCUGUAUUUUUCCUCGGCAGCAGAGCUCAUUACCAGGUGUUAGAUCAACCGUACGAUAAGGACAAUCGCAAUACAUCGACAGAAACUAUUGCAAACAACUCAGUAGAGGAGCUAUGGCCUAGCGAGAAAGCUGUGGACAAGAACUCAGAUAUCAGUAAGCUUAACUGGAAUUUGGGUGGCAAUGACAUAAAUAGUAUGUUUCAUGAGCGGCAGUUUCAAAGUGGCAACCAUUGCAUCAAGAGACGAGCCAAAAGGCAUUCCACCGAGGCCUUAUUAGGCGAGGACUUAAAACCUUCAGCGUUGAACAAACUGAACAAUAGUGAGCCUGAGAAGAAGACUUCUCGGCGCAGUUCCGUGAUGCAGUUCUUCUCUUCUCUGUCGCGUCGGAAGAGAGGGCCAGAAGUCCAGUACUUGCAGCAGAUGGACACGGGCAUCAUUACAUGUACUUACCGGGAAUCCUGCAGGUGUUUGGAUUGUCAGGGUCGAUAUUUUGAAUGUGCUGAAGAUAGUGAAGAUUACAGUUCAGAUGAUGAAGACCAUUAUUUUGUGGAGAAACCUGGAGGGCUCGUUGAUGACGACCUAUUCUUGGUACCCAAGUUAUUCAAGGAAGCGGAAGAAUUGGAAAAAUCUGAACAACACGUCCCAGAGGAAAAAGUACGGAACGAAGGCGGCGACACGGACAACCAGUUGCAAAUGGAGGUGGCUGCGAGCACUUCCGCCAUGCUCAAUCUGUUACUCUACCAUCCAUUCUCAUGUGCCAUACAAUAAAUGUUCGAAUU
Molecule: messenger RNA, 955 nt
Organism: Aricia agestis (brown argus)
Lineage: Eukaryota; Metazoa; Arthropoda; Insecta; Lepidoptera; Lycaenidae
Exons: 7
Coding region: 153-944 (263 amino acids)
Source: RefSeq, a predicted model, not a curated record